Molecule: messenger RNA, 1167 nt
Organism: Cydia amplana
Lineage: Eukaryota; Metazoa; Arthropoda; Insecta; Lepidoptera; Tortricidae
Exons: 6
Coding region: 1-1167 (388 amino acids)
Source: RefSeq, a predicted model, not a curated record
AUGAAACCAAAAAGGCCCCCAGACCUGACGCCGGAUUGGAAGAUUGAUGAAAUCCCCCCAGAGCCAUAUUCGCAGAGCUUUUACCAAGAAUUUGAGAGACCAUAUAAACUGCAGCCGUUCGCCAUGAGCGCUGCAUUUUGGGACGCGUCAGCUAACAACUUCGUAAGUACUAUGCCUGCACCAAAAAAGGCCCGUGUACUGUUUCAGGACCACCCCCAACUCCUGGGUUGUUACUGUUGUACUGUGUACAAAAAAGUGGUCCCACUCGCCGGCUGUGCUGUCCUUACGACUCGGCACAUUCUGACUACGGCCACGUCCACAGAACUCGUUCUUAAAGAAGUUGAUGAGGAAAGAGAGAAUCUGGAAAAUUAUCUCGGUGCCUGGUACGAUGUAUCCUAUUACCUUUCAAACAACAGCAUCUAUAUGACACCUGCAAGGAUUCAUUAUCAUCCUAAAUAUAUAAUGCCAGAAAAUGUAAAUGCCUCACAUCCAAUCCCGGGAGUCUUUGAUUUGGCAGUAUGGGCGUCAACAUAUCCAUUUUUUCGCUUCAAAGAUUAUUAUGCUGAUAUGCGGCACACCUACAUAUGCAACAGAGCGGGAUCAUAUUGUUUUAACCUCAUACUAUUCUUGUGCAGGCUACAAUUCGGAUCUCCGACGCUUGGAUCUGUAAAACAGCCUGUCGCCAUUAUAGUGGGAUUCCAGUUUAUAUUAUGGUACAAAAGAAAACCCAGCCCUUUUUACAAAUAUGCGGUGAAAACACAGAAGUACACGGGUAAAUGUCCAAAGACCGAAUGGGGGUGGUUCUUCUGCGUAUGGGGCAGAUGGGCAGGGCUAGGGCUGGACAGUGGUGCCGCCCUCCACAGGGCAACACAAGGGCAAUCUUGGCUCUACGACGGGCUCCUCGGUUUGAACGCUUUCUCCAUGGACCUGAGGGCCAAAGAGCUCACCCAUUACUUCACUCCAGUGGAAAACCACGCCGUCUUGUCCUGGCUUUAUGACGCAUAUAUGGGCAGAGUGGAUUACCGCUGGCUGGAUGGUCGUUUUGAAAACACGGAAUGGCAGGCACCGGUGCCGAAAAAAGGAAUCAAAAUCGAAUGGAAGUACGACUCGGUCACUGCAAAGUGGUGGAGCCCUGGGUUCGAGCCUCCGAUAUUUUAUAAAAAAUAA